This is a messenger RNA of Peronospora farinosa, 723 nucleotides long. Lineage: Eukaryota; Oomycota; Peronosporomycetes; Peronosporales; Peronosporaceae. The record is from the annotation of a GenBank genome assembly.
AUGCUGAGCCCCAUCGAACAGUCCAAGCGCACGGCCGCACGUCAAGCUGUGGACGAGUACGUCCAGAGCGGAUUUGUCGUGGGUAUCGGUAGUGGCUCUACGGUCGUGUACGCCGCUGAACAUCUUGGAGAGCUCGUGAAGGAGCAAAAACUGACGGACAUUCGAUGCAUUCCCACGUCUUUCCAGUCAAAGCAGCUUAUUGCCCAGUACAAGCUCACACUCACUAGUCUGGACGAAUGUCCUGUCAUUGAUGUGACUAUUGAUGGCGCUGAUGAGGUGGAUCUGCAGCUAAAUUGUAUCAAAGGAGGUGGUGGCUGUCAACUGCAGGAGAAGAUUGUGGCCUUUGCAGCUAGAAAGUUUGUGGUCAUUGCUGACUACCGCAAAGAGUCGAACAAGCUCGGCGAGCAGUGGGUCCAGGGCGUGCCUAUCGAGGUCGUCCCCAUGGCAUAUGUGCCGCUUAUGCACAAGAUGAAACAGGAUUUUUGCGGUAGUCCGGUACUGCGCAUGGCCAAAUGCAAGGCUGGCCCUGUAGUAACUGACAAUGGAAACUUUGUGCUUGAUGUGAAUUUUGGAGAGAUUAGUGACCCAAAGACACUCUGUGAUCAUCUCAAGCUUCUUCCCGGUGUAGCGGAGGUCGGUCUCUUCUGUGGCAUGGCUGAGAAGGUCUACUUUGGACAGACAGAUGGCUCCAUCACGACACGCAUAGCGAAGAAAUCUGCGUAG